UUAAGAAAGAAAUGUAAAAGAAGAGAAAAGAGGAACUCUAACACGAAUAGGUGUCAAAAAAAAAAAAGAAACGGAAAACUUUAAGAAUUAAAACUCUACCUAUUAAUUGAAAGUUUCGAUUAAAAGGAGAAUUGCAGGACAUUGGAAAGUGUGGAUGGACACGGAACUCCACAGAGAACAUGUGCUAUCUCUGUUAAAUUCAAAUUAAUUCCCAACGAACUAAACCUUUAUCGAUAUCUCCGAAACGUUAACGACCUACGUCGUUUACAAGUUCUCAUCAGAAACUCCUCGCUUUUCGGUGUGUUAUUAUGGCAUAGUUACUGCUAUUUGUGGCUUUUUCCUAAAACGAAAUUUACUGACUGUAAUUAGAACGAAAUUUUGGUGUUACAUUUUAUGGGUAUUCUCGUUAGAAUACGAAUUUUCUGUGGAGAAUGAUAUUCUUUUGUAAAGAGGAAGUGAAAUCUUGGUGUACCAGUACACCAUAGAAGAGCGAAAAAUGAGUAUGAGAAGAACAAAUGCUAAGUAGCAGGCUAUAUAGGUACGAAAACAGAACGAGGAAGUAACUAGAAAAGAGAAAUAUAAAGAACAAAGAGUCGUAAUAGAAAGUAGACGGAUAAAGAAGAAGAAAAAGUACAGGAAGAGAAGAGGACUUCAAAGUUAAGAGAGAAGGAAAUAGAAGAAAAAAAGGAGCAGGAAAGAAUAAAAUAUCGAAUAAAGCAAAUAUAUAUCGAAAAUAUGACGACGAGUAGAACUUUAAAAACUACAUGGAGACUAACGUGGUUUAUCUGCCUGUUAUUGGCCAGCUGUUUAGCGCAAACUUCACCAAUGUGUCCAGAUCAACGUGAGAUCUCACCAUGUUCCUGCUCCACAAAAAAGGCUGGCUUGGAUAUUGUUUGCGAGCAGACUGAUUUAACACACAUUGCUACAGCCAUGAAUGCUCUCAAAGGAAAACCAAAUACUGUUAUUUUCUAUUUGAGACUCAGACACAAUAAUUUACCUAAACUUCAAGGCUACAUGUUUCUCGGUCUGGAUAUACGUCAUCUUACUAUCCACAACAGCACUUUGGCUGCAGUUGAAGAAUCCUCCUUGAACUCGAUCGGAAACAAAUUGACACAACUGGAUUUCUCACAGAAUUAUUUAGGAACCGUUCCAUCCCUGGCGUUACGAAACCUUCAUCAUUUACUUAUUUUGAAUCUUAAUCAUAAUAAGAUCAGUGCCAUUCAUGCAAAAGCUUUCGAAGGCCUCGACACACUUGAAAUUCUCACUCUCUACGAAAAUGAGAUAUCUUCGAUAGACGGGGAAGCUUUUAAGGGACUCGAUAAUCGAAAAUUAAAACGCCUCAAUCUAGGAGGGAAUAAAUUAACAAGCGUACCAACAUCUGCUCUUUCCUCGUUGGAUAUGUUGAAGAAGCUGGAGAUGCAAGAAAAUAAAAUACGAUCUAUCCAGGAAGCAGAUUUUCUAGGAUUAAAAAAUUUGGACUCAUUAGGACUGGCGCACAAUCAGAUUCGAUCUAUACCAGCUCGUGCAUUUUAUGAUUUGUCACAAUUAAAUUCUUUGGAGCUUGACGGAAAUGAAAUCAGCUAUGUCGAUCCAGAUGCAUUUAUUGGCCUUGAAGAAAAUUUACAAUAUUUACGAUUAGGUGAUAACAAUUUACACAUGGUACCGAGUGAUGCUCUUAGGCGCCUUCAUCGUUUACGUCACCUUGACUUAAGAGCAAACAAUAUAACUGUGCUCCCAGAAGAUGCUUUUACCGGAUACGGAGAUUCAAUAUCUUUUCUUAAUCUUCAGAAAAAUUUAAUUAAAGUACUACCACCGUUAGUAUUUGAAAAUUUAAAUUCCCUGGAAACGCUCAGCCUACAAAAUAAUAAACUCACUCACAUACCAGAGGAAGUGACAGAAACAAUCGUCGACACAUUGCGACAUAUCGACAUAACAGAUAACCCGUUGAUAUGCGAUUGUGAGCUUCGUUGGUAUCCAGCCUGGCUUCAAAAUCUUCGUGACAAGGACGACGAAAUGAUGUCAAAGAAGCGUACGGUUUGUAUGAUGCCGACCGAGCACCGAGAAUACUCUGUGCAAAAUAUACCCUUAGAAAAAAUGGGCUGCGUCAGAAAGAACGAGGAGAAAAUGUCGCUGAAUGGAAUUGCCGUUUACCAGAGCAUCUGUUACGUUAACUUUUUCGCAUUUUUCUUCGUUGUCGGCUUGUAAAACUUUUGUUUAUCUAUCUUCGUCAUUAUAAUUGUAUUUCUUACCUUUUUUUUUUUUACCUUGCAAGACGAAAAGUCCUUAUCAUGAGAAAAAAAUCGCUAACUCGAAGAAAAAAUUUUUUUUUAUUUCAAAUAAAACUAGUAAUCAUUGUGUGGUAAUUAUUUAGCGUGCUAUUUAUUUAUGAUUUAACGUAUAUUGAAGAAGUCUUUUAGAUACAUUGAGAUCUCGUUCCAAUCGGAUAGAGACAUUGAAUACGCUCUAUGAAAGAUAACAAUGAAAGUAUAAGAAAUUUAAGAUAUCUUAUUAACGUAACGUAUGUCGUAGUAACGUUUCUCGUAUUCUAAUAGUAGUUAUACUUUCGAACAGAGUAUUCGUAAGUAACUGCGACAAUCGAUAGUUCUACGACGAUUAGAUCCUUUCACCUACUAAAUUAGUCGAUUAGCACUUCUGAGUACGUUUCUACGUUGCGUCACAUGCAAGAAAUAUACAGGUUCUAUUCGCAGAAGAUAGAUAGCGUCCCGAAAGGGGAAAAGGUUUGAAGAAUGAAAAGAAAGUAGACUGAAUUUACACACGGAUUGUUCAAUGUCUUAGAUCAUAGUCGUAAGAUUCUUUAUUUAAUCAACGUCAAUGUUCGAAGAAUCGUCUGGUUAUCGUUCUAUUAAACAAGAAAAAGAAGAGAAAUAGAACGGAAAUUUAUUCCGUCGAUCUCACGGAAGCGAGUCUCGUUUGUUACGAGUGCAUGAGCUUUCAUCACCAAAACGUUACAUAUCAAUAUCGUUGCCAACCAUUUUGUGAAUAUUCUUUAAGGUUGCGAAGCGAAAGGAGAUUAGUAUAAUUGAUAAAGAAAAAGGUGACAAAAAAAACCUUUGUUUAAAAAAAUUAAGGAAGAAAAUAAUAUAAUUAACUAAGGGGGUCUAACUGCUCAGAUCGCUCAAAAAAGGAAUAUAUUCUAAAAAAAAUUCAUAAAUUCAAAAGUAUAAUUUGAAAUAUUUUUAUUUCUAACUACACAGCAAAUUCCGACUUCAGGAAUUAUUAUAGGAAUUAUUAUGUAAUUAUCAAGAAUUAAAUUAUACUUAAAUAAAUUCUAGACAGAAAUAUUUAAAAAUUACGGUACUGCAGCAGUUUCUACGGAAAUCCUCGAUACGGCAAACACUGAUACAGAUUUACGAAAACGCAAGAUGAAUGUAAAGAUGUUUAAUUUUUUUGAAAAAGAGUAUUUAAGAGUUUGAGAGAAUAAUUAUAAAUCUGAUAUUAUUUUUUUGACAAACAAAAUGGCGGAUUGGAAAUCGCUAAUAUUCUUAUUAAAAAGUGACUAAAUUACUUUAAAAAAUUAGUAUUUGAGGAUUUUUGAGACCGCUUGUUAUGAAUCUAAUAUUUUUUUUGUUUAAAAGACAUAAUAACGGACUUAAGAUUAAAGAUUUUAAUUUCAUUUGUAAUUAAAUUUCUUCAUAAUUAUAUAAAAUAAUAAAUAAAAUGUAUGAUCAUUAGGAAUACAGUUAUUCAUUACUUUAAAAUAUCGAGAAUGAAAGCUACAUUUGUGACUAUUUGUAAGUAACUCUUUGAUCAUUUAUUAGGUAAAGAUUUAAUAAAAAAUUUGAACCCGAUUAAAGCUCUCUUAAUCGUAUUUGUCAUAUACUUAGAGCCCAAAGAAUAAAUAUUUGUGAUAUUACAUUGACGAAA
This is a messenger RNA of Polistes dominula (European paper wasp), 3885 nucleotides long. RefSeq lists its product as uncharacterized. NCBI's taxonomy places the organism in Eukaryota, Metazoa, Arthropoda, Insecta, Hymenoptera, Vespidae. Gene Ontology annotation, molecular function: protein binding. The record is from RefSeq and is a predicted model, not a curated record. Gene Ontology annotation, cellular component: plasma membrane.